ACUACAGAAGGUGCAAAAAUUUAAGUCGUACAUGAGCACAAAAACUAUGCCAGCAAAAUCUUGUCACUUAUCACAAAUUUAUUACCCGAAUGAAAGUAGUGGCAACACUUAUUGACUGCCUGUGUAGCGUCAGCGUAUGACGUUUUACGUGCGCUGUGCGCGAUGACAGCGACUGGUCCGUUUCGGGCGACGAAUCAAGAAAGUUUAGCCUUUUUUCGAUUUAUUUUUGACACGCCGCAUUAGGGACGGGAUAUCGAUGUCGACAUCGACGGCCUGCCAUCGAUAGCUACGAUAUAUCGUAUUUAAAACAUCGAUGUUUGAACAUUAUUGUUUAUUAUUUGAUGUUCUUUAUUUUUAUUGUUAAAAAUGAAUAAUGAUGUUUAUUUGAAAUUUCAAAAAACUGCAUACUAAACAAGGAAUAAUAAAAACAAUACACUACAAAUUUAAAUAAGGACAAACAAAACAAAACUGUACAUUAAAUGAAACUAAAUGUGAAUAAACUAACAAAACUGCUUAUAAAAUAUACAUUUAGAAAGUUCACUAAUUUUUUGAAAAUCACAAAUCCCGCAAAACUCUACUUAUGGAAUUGGGGAACAAAAUUUUGGAAAGUCCUUUGGUUUAGUAUAUCUGACUCCUAUGUUUAAUCAUCCAGCUUUGGGAAAAAGGCUAUUUUGUAGCAGUAAAUAAUAAUACCGUUUAUUUUUGAAAAAUCAAUACUACACGAAAGAUAAAUGUUAGGAUAUCCACUGAAGCAUUUAAGAAUGCUCGCGUGUGGAAUCACUAGGCAUAAAAAAAUUGGACUCAUCUAUUUUAAGUCAAUAAGAUCACUUAAAAGCUAUCGAUCAGUCGCAGUAUAUAUAUAUAAGAACGUCGUCCAUGUGUUAUUUGAAUAAUAGUAGGCACUAUGUCUGGUAUUUUUACAUAUACUGAUUAUAAUUUAAUUAAUUUUUUGGGUUUUUUAUAUAUUUUAUUACAAUACAGCUGCCGUAUAUCCAACAGACCACUCUCCUGAAACAGCAAAUUCGUUGCUUAUAAUUUUGAUUUUUGAAACAUUAUUUUUUAAACCAUUUUUGCACAUUCAUAAGAUUUUUAAUCUCGUUUUCCAAAACUCCACGCCAGCCCACGAUGCCGUAUGAUAGGUGCGUUUCUAUUAAGGGCCUAUACCCAGCUUUUAAUUGUUGGAUUGUUAAGAAGUAGUAAAAUUGAAAAAAAAAGUUUCGAAAUAGCUGUCUAUAGUAAUACCAAGUUAUUUUACAAAAUACCUUUCAGAAAUAGUAAUACUAUUAUUUACUUUAAGUUACCCUAAUUUGGCAGAUGAUUUUUAUAUGACCAGAAAUGCAUGAAUUUGGAUUUAUCAAAAUUUUGAGUCCGUUUGUUGUGGAGGUGGUACGUUGACGCCUACGGACAGCACAACACCUAAGUAUUGCUUCGUUAACCGCUACAGGAUGCAAAUCCCUGCCAGAGAAGACUGGGAAAACGGGCCACCAAUCAAGGCAGAAAUGACCUGGUAUGCUGAUGGCUCAAAAACUCAAGAAGGAGUAGGAGCCGGAAUAUAUGAACCCACGACGAAAAGGAAAAUCUCUUUUCCAAUAAGUAAGCUAGCAACAGUGUUCCAAGCAGAGAUCACUGCACUAGAACACUGUGCAAGAGAAAUAAAAACGAGGAAGAUCCGUAACAAAUCAAUUGCAAUUUACACCGAUAGUCAAGCGGCUAUAAAGGCCCCACAAUCUAAUAAAAUAACAUCCAAGUUAGUUCUGGACUGCCAUAAGGCAUUAAACGAGAUAGCAAGCCAGAGCAAAGUUACUCUAUCAUGGGUACAGGGACACGAAGGGCAUAAAGGUAAUGAAGGCGCAGACGACGCAGCCCGCGAAGGGUCGUCAAUGCGCCUGAUUGGACCAGAACCCUUUUGUGGGGUGGCCAAACCCGUUGCAAAAACAGCCAUCAGGGAUUGGAUAUACCGAGAAUCCCGACGAUGGUGGAGGGACAUGCCGGAGCAAAGACAGGCCAAGGAAUUCCUAAGGUUCCCAUCGGCCAAUUUUACAACGGACCUACUAAGCUACAAUAGAAAAGCCGUAAGAAUAAUGGUAGGUCUGCUGACGGGCCACUGCAGGCUUAAGAGGCAUCAUUCUUUUUAUAAGAAUUUUCAGUUAUACUGUGUAGUCAGAAACGUAGUUGGCAAGAUGAGCUCCAGCUCUCAUGCCAUCGUAUGGGGGGACGUCUAGGAGGUCUGCUAAAUCGUGAGAGACCAUCUUUUGCAAUUUUCGGCAGUCUGCGGUGAUCCAUCCGUUCAACAUGAUCUCUCCAUUCGCGCCUUCUGUUUCAGGAUAAUCGUAUAAUAUCAAGGACACCGCAAAGUUCUCUGAUGAUUUCACU
Cylas formicarius (sweet potato weevil) is the source of this 2373-nucleotide messenger RNA. RefSeq lists its product as uncharacterized. Gene Ontology annotation, molecular function: nucleic acid binding; RNA-DNA hybrid ribonuclease activity. The record is from RefSeq and is a predicted model, not a curated record. Bases 1446 to 2222 code for a protein of 258 amino acids. Lineage: Eukaryota; Metazoa; Arthropoda; Insecta; Coleoptera; Brentidae. Gene Ontology annotation, biological process: DNA replication, removal of RNA primer. The transcript has a single exon.